CACUUUUGUCCAUCUCUAACACUAGAUUUCUCUCUCGCGCUCAAACGCCAAUCAGCUGUUUGCUUAGUUUAUUGUUCUAUGGUCUUGCCACGGCAAUAUUUAAUUAAACGUAUCUAAUAAGUGUGGAAAACAAAACAAAUUUGUAUUCGCGGAAGGUUUGACUGCACAAAACUAAUGGAAUUGUAAAUCAAUCAUGGCAUGGAUAAUUGAAUUUUAUGGUUCCCUUUGUUAUUUACUGUGAUUGCUUUUAUCGUUAUGCAGCAUAUUUCUCAACCAAACAUUGUGCUACUCGCUCUGAUUAACUAAUCGCAAACGGGCUAAUCACAAAGCACGAACGCUGAUAAGAAUUUGUUUGCACCUUCUAUUCGGCUAAACUUUGGAAUUAAAGCACAUUCGUGUUUUUGUUCACUUGCAGUGAGGAACAUGGAGUCUGAGUUUCAGGAUAAUUUAAGCAGCAGAAGCAGCAGCAGCAGCGGCGGCGGUGGCGGUAAUGCAGACCUCAAUCUUAACCAACGUUAUCGACAUGCUGGCGACCUGACUGGCGAGCCGCCAACGCGAGCAUUUUCCGAGAUCAGCAUUAAAGUGCCCUGGGGUCACAUAGCUGGCAAAUGGUAUGGCCCCCAGAAUGUGCAACCCAUUUUGGGUCUCCAUGGCUGGCAAGAUAAUGCGGGCACAUAUGAUUUGUUGGUGCCUUUGCUAUCACCGGAUGUGGCUUUUCUUUCGGUAGACCUUCCCGGCCAUGGAUUGUCUUCACGUCUGCCUGAUGGCUGUUAUUACAAUUCGGUGGAUAAUCUAUAUGUGAUAAGGCUUAUCAUGAAGCAAUAUAAGUGGGAGAAGGUGUCUCUGGUUGGCCAUUCCAUGUCUUCCAUAAUUUGUUUUGUGUUUGCCGCUGUCUUUCCCGACAAGGUUGAUAUGAUAAUUGGCAUUGACGCGUUAAAGCCACAUCAACGUCCAUACCCCUCGGUCAUUCGCACCAUGGAGACGCGCCUGGACGAAUUUCUACGAGAGGACGAACGCAAUCGCAGCAAAAACGAACCGCCCAGCUAUACUUACGACGAGCUCAUCGAGCGCGUCUACAUCGGUACCUUUCACUCGGUCAACAAGGAGCUGUGCAAACAUAUGCUCGCGCGCAACAUCCAAAAGUCGGGCAAGUAUCCGGACAAGUACUUCUUCUGUCGCGAUCGUCGCCUAAAGUUUUACAACUAUGCGAUUGGGUCCCAGGAGCUAUGCGUGGAAAUGGCCCAUCGCAUUACGUGUCCCUAUCUAUUUAUCAAGGGCUCACAGUCAUCCUAUUUCGAGGACAAAAAGUACUACGAUGAAGUGCUUGAAGUGCUGUUAAAGAAGCCAAACUUUGAGUAUCUGGUGGCAAAUGGCACGCAUCAUCUGCACAUGAAUAAUCCAGAGGCUAUUAUUGGCCCGGUCAACAACUUUAUACAACGUUUUGGUCCAGCUGCCUCUGCUGCGGCGCGCAAAAAGGCCAAGGAGGCUGCUGAGAGCAAACUGUGAGGCUUACAACAAAAAAAGCCAAACCCAAAUUCAGUAUAAACUUGGAACAAUUGGGGCUUAUUUAUUGUUGCAUAAAUGAUUCUGUGUAU
Drosophila novamexicana is the source of this 1595-nucleotide messenger RNA. RefSeq names its product probable serine hydrolase. The coding region runs from base 424 to 1506 and encodes 360 amino acids. The record is from RefSeq and is a predicted model, not a curated record. Lineage: Eukaryota; Metazoa; Arthropoda; Insecta; Diptera; Drosophilidae. The transcript is spliced from 3 exons.